GGGAUGCAGGGCCUUGGGAAUAGGCCAAGUGCCCCGACUUGAUCCCCUCUGUGCCCCAUCUCCAGUUCUUCCCCGGGAAAGGCCAGGCACACCCGGCCAGUGGGGCUAGUUCUCUAGGAGCUCAGCCUUCUGUGGGGUCAAAUCAGACUUGUUGGGUGCCAGUUAUCAGGGGAAAAGGUCUGAUUUGAUUCUGUCCUGCAGUGCCUCCCUGGCUGGCCUGCUACAGUUCCCCACAUCUGUCACUAUGGACCCUUCCCUGUAUUGUUGUUUCAUAUGAGUGUCUGUUUUUGACAGCUGUCAAUAGGCCCUUUUCCUGUCUGUCUUAGUACCUUCUGCAUAGAUCCCCAGCAUCUAGCACAGUCGAGUGCGUAAUAACAGCCACACUUUGCUGAUGUGAGUGGCAGCUGGUAAGGAAAUUUACCUAAAUUAUCUCACACACUCCUGUGUAGUGGGUACUCUUCUUUUACAGAUGAAAACAUUUGCUUAAGGUCAUAUAAUUGCUAGUCACCAGAGGUCUGACUCGUGGAACCCAUGCUUUUGACCACCACCACGUGUUCAUUGGGUGAACGGAAUCCUCUGCUUUUGGUGAAGACGGCAGGCGGGGAGCGCCGUGCUGAUGCCGUGGGGCCUCCGGGAUGGAGAGCGGCCUGGCCAGCGCCUGCACAGGAGAUGGGCUGGUGAUGAAGAUCAAACAGGAGAAGCCGGAGUGGCUGCUGCAGACCCUGGCACCACCGACGGCCCUUUGCAGGAAGGAUAAGGAAAACAUUUUCCAGCAGCGUCGGGGCCUCCCGCCAUGCCAGACCAUGGGGAAGCCUCGAGCCUUGGGGAGACAGGAGGAGACGGGGGGUCCCAGGUGGACCCCGCCCACUGAGCAGGACGCGGGGCUGGCAGGCCGGGUUCCGGGGACGGCCUCCGGCCCGCUUUCUGCCGGCGAGGGUCACUUCGUGUGCCUGGACUGCGGGAAGAGGUUCAGCUGGUGGUCGUCUCUGCAGAUCCAUCAGCGCACGCACACCGGGGAGAAGCCGUACCCCUGCGGCAAGUGCGGCAAGAGCUUCAGCCAGAAGCCCAACCUGGCCCGCCACCAGCGGCACCACACGGGCGAGCGGCCCUUCUGCUGCCCCGAGUGCGCCAGGCGCUUUAGCCAGAAGCAGCACCUGCUCAAGCACCAGAAAACCCACUCUCGGCCCGCCACCCACUCGUGCCCCGAGUGCGAGCGCUGCUUCCGCCACCAGGUGGGCCUCCGCAUCCACCAGCGCGCGCACGCCCGGGACCGCCAGGGCGCACCUCCCAGCCUCACGGGGCUGCUGUGCGGCUGCCGCAACGUUGGCGACGGCGGCGCUGCGGAGGAGACGGAGGGCUUGGGAGGCGGCGCCACUGCUCUGCAGGAGCAGGAGCAGGAGGUUUUUGGAGGCAUGGGGGUGGUGGCGGCAGACAGUGCCCUACAGGAGCAGUGGCCCUUUGGUAUCAAUGGCUCUGGGGUGGCUGGGAUGAUGUCGGAAGUGCCCAUGACCGAGCUGGCAUCCUCCGAGGGCGGGUCCCCUGCGGGGGACGGGGAGGAGGGUCUGGGGGACGAGCGAGGCCUGGUCAUCCACCACCCUGCGGAGGAGCAGCCCCACCGCUGCCCGCUGUGCGGCCAGACCUUCUCGCAGCAGCCCAGCCUGGUGCGGCACCAGAAGGCGCACGCCGGGGCGGGCCGCGCGGCCUCCUUCGUGUGCCCCGAGUGCGGCAAGGCCUUCAGCGUGAAGCACAACCUCGAGGUGCAUCAGCGCACCCACACGGGCGAGCGGCCCUUCCCCUGCCCGGAGUGCGGCCGCUGCUUCAGCCUCAAGCAGAACCUGCUCACGCACCAGCGCAUCCACAGCGGCGAGAAGCCGCACGAGUGUGCGCAGUGCGGCCGCUGCUUCCGAGAGCCCCGCUUCCUGCUCAACCACCAGCGCACCCACGCGCGCAUGCCCGCGCCGCACCCGCGCCGCCCCGGCGUCUUCGGGGAGCGGCGGCCCUACUUCUGCGCGCGCUGCGGCAAGAGUUUCGCGCGCGAGGGCUCGCUCAAGACCCACCAGCGCAGCCACGGCCACGGGCCCGAGGGCCAGGCGGCCCAUCUCGGCCGCGUGCUGUGAAGUGCGCAGGGCCCGCUGUGGUCGGCUGUUUCCUGCCCCAGAGCCGCGUCUGUGGCCCCCGGGGGUGGCGCUGGGCUGCACCCCUGCCUCUGGAUGGCAUCCCAGGAGACACAGAGGGCUGGCUGAGGGGUUUAAAGGCCUGGGUCGCCCGGCUUUGCCGCCUGCUUCUCCUCCUCCCCAGGACCCUCUGGCUGACUGCACACAGCUGCUUUGGGCUCCUUCGAAGGUUUUCCUCCUUGGGCUUGCCUAGCCUGGAGCAGAUGCAGACUGGGCAGGACCUCUGGGCAGUGUGCAAGGCACAUCUGGGCACAGACACUAGGAGUGCCCCCCACUGGGGCCCUGCUCCCCGGUAUGAGGACGCGUGCCCUAAGAAGACCUACCUCGGGAGGUGCCCUGCAGUGACUGCAGAGGGGACCGGUGGAGCCUGGAAUUGGAGGCGGCUUCUGUGUCCUGGUGGCAAACUCCCCGAAUCUGUUGGGAGUCAUGACUGGGGAAGAGCUUAUCCUGGCGGCCUGGUCACAGACCUCCACUGUCAUGUGGCAGCAGGGACCACACCUGUGUGGAGAGCCAGCUCCUCCACUUCCUUCUGGCCCACCAGAGACAGGAAGUAACUGCCCUAAGAGGACACAGCACAUUGGUAGCAGACCUGGCUCUAGAGGCACAGCCUUCCCGUGGGUGUGAUCUGUACUUCCAGGCUCACUUGCCUUUCAGAGCAGUGGUUCUUACCACUUUUGUAAGUGGUAAGGCCUUUGAAAAUCUGACAAAGAUUAUGAACCUUCUCCCCAGGAAAACACACAUACUCACGUAGAGGCAAGAAUCUACCAGCAAUUCCAGGAGCUUCUGGACUCCAGGCUGGAACCUCGGCUCCAGGACCGGUCACCCUCCACCCUUUCCUUACAUGACCUCCCAAGGCCACCGUACCAGUAGCAUUCCAUCCCCCUGCUGGUCCUCAGUCCCUUGUUCAGGAAUAAAGAAUUCUGAGGA
Messenger RNA from Hipposideros armiger (great roundleaf bat), 3101 nucleotides. Its product is annotated as zinc finger protein 775. The record is from RefSeq and is a predicted model, not a curated record. Gene Ontology annotation, biological process: regulation of gene expression; positive regulation of reciprocal meiotic recombination. The transcript has 7 exons. Bases 636 to 2117 code for a protein of 493 amino acids. Gene Ontology annotation, cellular component: nucleus. Gene Ontology annotation, molecular function: histone H3K4 methyltransferase activity; recombination hotspot binding; histone H3K36 methyltransferase activity. Lineage: Eukaryota; Metazoa; Chordata; Mammalia; Chiroptera; Hipposideridae.